This is a messenger RNA of Tympanuchus pallidicinctus (lesser prairie-chicken), 5232 nucleotides long. RefSeq names its product Ral GEF with PH domain and SH3 binding motif 1 (gene RALGPS1). Gene Ontology annotation, biological process: Ras protein signal transduction; positive regulation of GTPase activity. Gene Ontology annotation, molecular function: guanyl-nucleotide exchange factor activity. The transcript has 22 exons. Lineage: Eukaryota; Metazoa; Chordata; Aves; Galliformes; Phasianidae. The coding region runs from base 758 to 2551 and encodes 597 amino acids. The record is from RefSeq and is a predicted model, not a curated record. Gene Ontology annotation, cellular component: plasma membrane.
GCAGGUGUGAGACGCGGGGUCCCGGAGCUGCCCACCUCCGUCGCCGGGGGACCUCUCCUCUAGGAGCGUCCCCGGGCUCCACUGGAGUCGCCCUCGGGUUCGGAGGAGCCGCCGCUGUCCUCUGCGUUCCCGCCGGAGCAGCACCUCGGCGCCGGGCCGCGCACCUCCAUGGCGCGUCCCGUCAUUGCCGCUUUACGUUGCCGCCCCUUUUCGGCCCUUCCCUUCCAAGCACCGGGCGCAGCCGGCCUGUUGCAAGCCGUAUCUACCUCGGGAGCGGCCGCUGCGCAGACGGUUUACUGACCGGUUGGGUUUCCAGGGCGUGAAAGAAAUUUCUCCAAAAUAAAUAUUUAGAUACUUUCUGAAGGAACAUGUUAAACCAAAGAAAUUGAGAAGAUGGAAACUUUGUGGAAGCUUUCCUAGUUCCUUUAGCAGAUGGUAGAAAAUGUAAGGAUUUUGAUAUGUUCUACAGUUGUUUAUGGCAUGAUUUGAGUUAAGUCUUGAAGAAACCAAAACGAGAUGGUGUUUACCGAUAACCACAGCCAUAUCUGACUGGGAGUUUUACUGACUGUGUGAGCGAGAGAUGCAGGUAAUUUGCAGGAAUGUCAUGCUUGUAAACAAGGUAAAAACUACUCUAUGGUCAGAGGUGUUGAGUCUGAACAAUGGCCUACUGAAGAUGUGCGGCAAAAUGGGUUGAAUGAGUGCAGAACUACUUUAUUCUUGCUGGUGGAGCUGAAAAUUGUUGCUUCUUGGUGCGAGCAUGUAUAAAAGGAAUGACUUCAUGGCCAAUGUGAUGGUCGCCUCUGCCACUCCAGAGGGUAGUAGCAGCUCAGAUUCUCUGGAAGGCCGAAGUUCAGAUUAUGCCAAUAAGAGUUAUGAUGCUGUUGUAUUUGAUGUAUUAAAAGUAACUCCUGAGGAGUUUGCUAGCCAAAUUACAUUAAUGGAUAUACCAGUAUUUAAAGCUAUACAGCCUGAGGAACUAGCCAGCUGUGGGUGGAAUAAGAAGGAAAAGCAUAUCCUUGCUCCAAAUAUUGUUGCCUUCACUAGGAGGUUUAACCAGGUCAGUUUCUGGGUUGUACGAGAAAUAUUAACAGCACAGACAUUAAAAAUAAGGGCAGAAAUACUGAGCCAUUUUGUGAAAACUGCUAAAAAGCUUCUAGAGCUGAAUAAUCUCCAUUCUCUUAUGUCUGUGGUGUCAGCACUGCAAAGUGCACCCAUCUUCAGACUGACCAAAACCUGGGCUCUUUUGAAUCGCAAAGAUAAGGCCACUUUUGAGAAGUUAGACUACUUACUUUCUAAAGAGGACAAUUAUAAAAGAACACGGGAGUACAUCAGAAGCUUAAAAAUGGUUCCAAGUAUUCCAUAUUUAGGAAUUUAUCUCUUCGACUUAAUCUACAUUGAUUCUGCAUAUCCUGCUUCAGGCAGCAUUAUGGAAAAUGAACAAAGAUCCAAUCAAAUGAACAAUAUUCUCCGAAUAAUAGCUGAUCUGCAAGUCUCCUGUAACUAUGAACAUCUUACGACACUACCCCAUGUACAGAAGUAUUUGAAGUCUGUCCGUUACAUCGAGGAACUUCAGAAAUUUGUGGAAGAUGACAAUUACAAAUUAUCAUUAAGAAUUGAGCCAGGUAACAGCUCUCCUCGACUGGUUUCCUCCAAAGAAGAUCUGACAGGUCCAGCUGAAGUGUCAGCAGUUAUGAAAUUCAGCAGGAGACCAACAUGUCCCGAUACCUCAGUAGCAGCAAGUCUGUCUACACCUCCUAUACCAAGGCAUAGGAAGAGUCACAGCCUGGGAAACAACAUGAUGUGUCAGUUCAGUGUGGUGGAGAGCAAAAGCGCCACUUUCCCGACAGAGAGGCCGCGCCACCUUCUGGAUGACAGCGUCCUGGAGUCACAGAGCCCAACCCGCAGCCACAUACUGAACUCGCUUUUCACCAAUGGCAUUUCCAUAGAUAGCAGUGAAAGCUCAGAAUUUAGUGAGGAGCUGCCGUCAGGGCUUGAAAGGGGCCGUUUAUAUGCCACACUGGGGCCGAAUUGGAGGGUGCCAAUCCGGAAUUCUCCCAGGAGUCGAAGCUGUAUCUACAGCCCAACAGGAGCCUGCAGCUGCACAUUAGGUAGUUCCAUGGGAGUAGUUACCAUGGAAGGCCCCUUAAGAAGGAAAACAUUGCUCAAAGAAGGCAAGAGACCUACUCUUUCUUCAUGGACUAGAUACUGGAUUAUGCUUUCAGGAUCAAAUCUUCUGUACUUUGGAGCAAAAUCUUUAAGAGGCAAUGAAAGAAAACAUUAUAAAUCUACACCUAGUAAAAAGAUAUCCAUUGUGGGCUGGAUGGUGGCACUGCCUGAUGACCCUGAACAUCCUGAUAUUUUUCAGCUAAAUAACCCUGACAAAGGUAAUGUUUACAAGUUCCAGACUGGUUCAAGGUUUCAUGCAAUAUUAUGGCAUAAGCAUUUGGAUGAUGCAUGCAAAAGCAACAAGCCUCAGGUAAGACUGGGAAACCGCCUCUACCUGCUUUUACAUGUUUUGCAGAAAACCCUUAAUAGGAGACACUUCUUUUAAAUCUGCAUGCAAAUACAGUCCUGUGUGGACAAGUCAUUGCACGCUGAUCCAGUUUUUCAAUAGGAGGAAUAAAAAGUGUUUAAAACUGCAGAGUACCCACCUGAAAUUAAGAUUAGUACCAGUCUACCUAUAAGUUUGGUGACAUCAACAGCAUACAACCUCUGUAAUUGCAUCUUCAAGUAGUAAUAUAACCCUGUCUUUACUUCGGAAGGGACUUAGUCAUGAAUGAAGAAAGUAGCCAACAUACUAGCAAUUAAACUGAUGACUGGGUUUAUAACUACCAUUGAAGAGAGUGUCCUAUAAAAUGCUUCAUAAUGUCCUUUAUAUAGCAGCUUCAUUUUUCAGGGGAAAAAAAAAAAAAAAGUUAAUUCUUGAAAAGUUUCCAGGGGCUUAUAUUGAUAGGAUGCUCAACUACUCAGGACACGUAACAGGGCACAGCUCAAGAAUCUUAUUUACACAUACCUGCACAUCCCAUGCAUACUAGUAACUUCUUGGACUGGAUUUGGUCCACAAGGAUAAAAAUCAUUUGAAGUUUUUAUGUUUUCUUUCAGUUACGGUGUUAGCUGUCUUUUGUACCUUUUUGAGACUGAUGACACUUUCUCAUUGAAUAACGUGUUGUUGGCCCACUGGAUUUUUAUUAUAUAGCAGGGAAAAUUUUCACUCAGAGGGUGGUGAUGCACAGGAACAGGCUGCCCAGAGAGGUUGUGGAUGCCCCAUCCCUGGAGGUGUUCAAGGCCAGGUUGUAUGUAGCCCUGGACAACGUGACCUGGUGCCUGAUUUAGUGUUUGGCAACUCUCUCCCCACGGCAGGAGUGUUGGAACUAGAUAAUCUUUGAGGUCGCUUGCAAUCCAAGCCAUUCUAUUAUUCUAUGAUUUUGUAACUUUGCAGCUUCCCAAUGCUGUAAUAUGCUGAGGAGCAAUAUGCUGCUGAAUAAUGUACAUUCUCUUCCAGGCACCUGCUAAUCUAAUGUCAUUUGAAUAAUUUGCUCUUACCUGAUGUGACUUCAAGUGCCAAACUGAAGAAACAAGCUAUUGUUCUCUGAGGAAGAGGAGAAAAUAAUAGUUUUCCUGAUGUAAGCCAGCCACAACUACUUCAGCACUUUCGUGUGCUACUUGAAAGUGAUUCUGACACAGCUUUUAAAAGCAGAAAGUGAAUGUUGUCCUCAGAACCAGAUAUAGUCUCAUGCACUGAGUGGAAGUAGACCAGUUAGAUGGACAGAAGAUUAAUCCUGACUCCUGCAGGAUUCUAGAGUUUUCAACUUUCUGUGGUCGCAGACUGCCUGUGAACUGAUGUUUGACCACAAAGUGAGCAUCAUAUCUUCUGCCUAUCCUUUUUUAAAUUGCUCUUUUUAUUGUUAAGCUGCUUUAUGUGACUGAAGAACAUUUGGCCCAUGUUGGGUUUCAGUUCUUUCUAAUGCACAAAAUAAUUGACAGUGUUAACUUGCUGCAAAGUGUCAGUUAAGAUAGAAAAUUGUGGGACAACUUUUUUAUAACAUAAGUGCACUGAGUUGCUUUGCAAUGUGGCUGCCUCAGAUUUUAUAUAAAAUCUCUGGACAAUUCUUUUGUUCAAAUUUGAGCUAUGUGGUAAAAAUGUAUUUUGGCACAGAGCAGUCAUUUUUAUUUGCUUACAUUAUUCUGAAAUACCUUGACGAUGAAGUGAAUGAAUUUAAGGUGUAUAGUUUUAAAUUUAAUGUUGUGUUAAAUGUCUUUUUUUGUUUUCUUACUAGCCAUAUAACUGUUACAGUUUGGUUUUUGUUUGUUUGUCUGUUUGUUUUUUAAAUCUGAAUAUUGUUCAUCGUAAAGGGAACUGCUAUUCCUUGAUACAGGGUAGCAGAUAAUCAGGUUGUAUGAUACACAUUGUGCUGACUCCUCAGAAUGACUCCAUAACAUUAUUUGCUGUUCUGUCUUUCUGUUGGUGACUCAGUCUCACUUAAUUCCAGUACGUGAUGAACUUUUGUGGCAUGCAGUCAUGGUACUGCAUUUCUAAAAUCAUGAUGGCAAUGAAAGCUAGGCAAGACUGUCUGUUAGUGCUGCAGUUAUGCAGAAGCCUCUACAUUUACACCCACAGAAUUUAAAAGGUAAAAACAGCAACAACCAGCCUUCUCAUUAUCUGAGCCUGUUCCUGUAAAGGAACUCUUCCAACACCCAUAGCUGUAUCCUUGCUGUGCCGUAGCACCAGUGUAGUCACAGCUCUUUUCUAUUCCCACGAUAAGUUCAGUGCUUUUUUGGUUAAAAACUCUUCUGCUGUAAGGCAUUACUAAUUAAACCUUGUUAAUUGUAGGAAGAGGAAAAUCUCGUCUGUGUUUCCUAAGACUGCAUGGAGGAGAGAUUUGCAAGCCAAGAUCUAGAUUACAGACCAUGAAAAACUGAAAGUCAAUUUCAAUAAACAGAGCCUAUAUUAGAUCAGUUUUGCUCAUAUUAGUGGUAUUUGUUCUGUGGCCUUUUGUAAUUUUCUGAAUUUUGAUUUUGAAACUUCUCUAACAACAAUCUGUACUGUUGUAUGUAGAUUGACUGUAAUUUUUGAGUUAUUUUGAGUGGUCCUGACAGCUCCUGUGUGUAGGUCCUGAGACAUGAAAAUUUAUGUGGAGUUGACAGGUAUUCUUUGAUGACACAAGUUGUGUGGGAAAAAAAAAAAAAAGCAAAAUAUAUUUAUACUUUUUUUCUCCUUGCAAAGGCAGAACA